Messenger RNA from Ruditapes philippinarum (Manila clam), 693 nucleotides. RefSeq lists its product as uncharacterized. The record is from RefSeq and is a predicted model, not a curated record. Bases 71 to 514 code for a protein of 147 amino acids. Lineage: Eukaryota; Metazoa; Mollusca; Bivalvia; Venerida; Veneridae. The transcript is spliced from 4 exons.
UACACCAUAUAGUCUUGCGUGUGGUCGACUGGGAACAGUGUGGUUAUAGUAUAAAACUUAAAAUCAAACAAUGGAUGAAUUCGAGAAGUUAUUUAGUGGGUCAUGGGUAUGUGACAGGGACGAAAAUUUGCGAGAAACUAUGGAAGCGAUGAAAAUGCCAAAAGAAGAAAUGGAGUUUUUCGCGACAAUGAAGCCUGAGAUCAAAAUAGAACGAAAAGGAGAUAAGAUACAUCACUCUACAAAUAUGGGAAAAGGAGUAAUACACGAUGUCAUAUAUGAGCUUGGGAAAGGAUUUGAAUCUAAAGAUACGAAUGAGCCGCCAUUAUACCAUAACAAGGUAAAUUGUAGAUUUGAAGAUGGAAAAUUGAUCUUUGAGAGUAGAUCACAACUUACAGGCCUCAUGAAGAUUGAUACAUUAGUUGUCAUGUACAGGAAAGGCGAUGAACUUAUAUCGGAUAAUUCUCCUCUUAGUGACCAUAGUAUCAUCGGCAGGAGAAUUUACAGAAGAGCAUAACCAUAUCUUUAUUAUAGGAUAAUAAUAUUAUAAUUGUGAAGUGUAUCCAUGACAACAAGGAAGGUUAAAUGUUCCAGACAGACCUUAAAUUGAUAUGUCAAGAGAGACAAAUAUUAUGUAAAUAUAUAUAUGAAGCAUUUGAAAUACGUCAGUGUAUUGUUAAUAUGAUAUCUGAAUAA